Molecule: messenger RNA, 7070 nt
Organism: Tachyglossus aculeatus (Australian echidna)
Lineage: Eukaryota; Metazoa; Chordata; Mammalia; Monotremata; Tachyglossidae
Gene: TANC1
Product: tetratricopeptide repeat, ankyrin repeat and coiled-coil containing 1
Exons: 27
Coding region: 146-5776 (1876 amino acids)
Biological process (GO): regulation of postsynapse organization
Cellular component (GO): glutamatergic synapse
Molecular function (GO): protein binding
Source: RefSeq, a predicted model, not a curated record
AGAGAAGCAGCAGGAGCUGCAAGAGAAGCUGCAAGAGAAGCAGCAAGAGCUGCAGCCGCAGGCCGGGAGGCAGCGUCCUGGGCCGGGGAGCAGGGAGCAGCUGGAAACUUUCCCAGCGGCAGCAGGAGCAGCAGAAGUGUGAAAAAUGUUGAAGGCCGUAUUGAAAAAGAGCAGAGAAGGAGGAAAAGGAAGCAAAAAAGAGACAGCAGGAGACUUCUGUUCAGAGAAUGCAUCCCAGGUUGUCACUACACCUGGCCACACUGCAGAAUUUUCCAUUGGUCACCUCCCUGUGGCGGAAGACCCAUACAGAGCAAGCUUGGCUAAAGGAGUCUCUAUGUCUCUGCCUUCAUCACCUCUGCUGCCACGCCAAUCUUAUCUGAUGCCAUCAAGAUCAAGCAAAAAAUCCCCAGGUCCAAUCAGGAAGCCCAAGUACGUGGAAAGUCCCAGAAUACCAGGAGAUGCAGUUAUAAUACCAUUGAGAAAAGUGUCAGAGACAACAGAGCCCAGUCAGAAUGAGGCAAAGCCGGACCCUGACUCGAGCUGUUCGCCUGCAGCCCAAGAGUUGUUGACGAGGCUGGGAUUUUUACUGGGAGAAGGGAUUCCGAGCCCUGCACACAUAGCCAGAGAAGAAAAGAAUGAAACCAUGUGCACAGCCGCCAGCCAAGGAAUCAGCCCUUGCUCUACCCUAACAAGCAGCACCACAUCACCUAGCACUGAUAGUCCCUGCUCAACCCUGAAUAGCUGUAUCAGCAAAACGGCUGCCAGCAAAAGUCCCUGUGGGACCAUUAGCAGCCCAAGCUCCACGCUGGAAAGCAAGGACAGUGGAAUUAUAGCCACGAUCACGAGUUCAUCGGAGAACGAUGAUCGAAGUGGCUCCAGUUUGGAAUGGAGUAAAGACGGAGGUCUGAGAGCCGGACCUGCCCCGGGACUUCUCCACGACCGAAGGGUUGAUAAUUGCUCGCCCGUCGCCGAAGAGGAGGCAUCUGGGCCGGUGGACAGUUUGCCAAAGAUGGAAGCGGCUGUUGGAGAAGGCCCCAUCCCGUAUACCCAGAGUUCUGGCUCCCUAAUUUUGCCUCGGCCUAAUUCCGUUGCAGCAACAAGCUCCACCAAGUUAGAAGAUCUGAGCUAUUUAGACGGACAGAGAAAUACCCCAUUGCGAACCUCGAUUCGAUUGCCGUGGCACAAUACUGCUGGAGGUAAAGUACAACAAGAAAUUAAAGCACGCUUUGUCCCUUACAAGCCACAAGACAUUUUGCUGAAGCCCUUGUUGUUUGAAGUGCCAAGCAUAACGACAGAUUCCGUGUUCAUUGGAAGAGAGUGGCUCUUUCAGAAGAUAGAAGAAAACUUAAAGAAUUCUGAGCUGGUGGAAAGCAGGGGUGCAGUUAUCGUUGGAAAUGUGGGAUUUGGGAAGACAGCAAUCAUUUCCAAACUGGUGGCACUAAGUUGCCAUGGAAGUCGCAUGAGACAGAUUGCUUCCAGCAGUCCCAGUUCAAUCCCCAAAAGUUCUGACUCCUGUCAGGAGAUCCCGUUUACCCCAUUGUUUUCACCAAGUCCUUCCAGCAGUGGCACCAACGCAGUUAAAACUCUGAGUGGUCCAACUACUCCCGAGCAUCAGAGGCCCCCAGAGGAAGCGGUGAAAGACCUCGCGUCAAAGGUUGUGGCCUAUCACUAUUGCCAAGCUGACAACACCUACACAUGCCUCGUCCCGGAGUUUGUGCACAGCAUUGCUGCCCUGCUCUGUCGGUCCCACCAGCUAAUGGCCUACAGAGACCUCCUGAUAAAGGAGCCGCAUCUUCAGAGCAUGCUCAGCCUUAGGUCAUGCGUUCAGGACCCUGCGGUGGCCUUUAGGCGCGGCGUGUUGGAGCCCCUUGCAAAUCUAAGAAAUGAGCAGAAAAUUCCCGAGGAAGAAUACAUUAUUUUGAUAGAUGGCUUAAAUGAAGCUGAAUUUCAUAAGCCUGAUUAUGGAGACACACUUUCUUCAUUUAUUACCAAAAUUAUUUCUAAAUUUCCUGCCUGGUUGAAGUUGAUUGUGACCGUAAGAGCGAAUUUCCAGGAAAUAAUAGAUGCAUUGCCCUUCUCCAGAAUUUCUCUAGAUGACUUUCCAGAUAAUAAGGAGAUCUACAACGAUCUGAAUGCAUAUAUUCAGUACAGGGUCAAUAGCAGCCAGGAAAUCGUCAGCAACAUCUCUCUCAACGGAAAAGCGGACGCGAUCGUAAUCGGGAAAGUGAGCAACCACCUCAUCAUGAGGAGCUUGGGCUCCUACCUCUACUUGAAGCUGACGUUGGAUCUCUUCCAGAGAGGGCAUCUGGUGAUCAAGAGCGCGAGCUACAAAGUGGUGCCGGUGUCUCUGUCGGAGCUGUACUUGCUGCAGUGCAAUAUGAAGUUCAUGACCAAUUCGGCCUUUGAGCGAGCACUUCCCAUACUCAACGUGGCUCUGGCCUCUCUACACCCAAUGACGGAUGAGCAGAUUUUCCAGGCGAUCAAUGCCGGCCACAUCCAUGGGGAGCAAGAGUGGGAAGACUUUCACCAGAGGAUGGAAGCGCUUUCCUGUUUCCUCAUUAAAAGAAGGGACAAAACCCGCAUGUUCUCCCACCCCUCUUUCCGGGAGUGGCUAGUUUGGAGAGCUGAUGGGGAGAACACUGAUUUCCUGUGUGAACCCAGGAAUGGGCAUGCUCUUUUGGCAUUUAUGUUCUCGCGCCAAGAAGGAAAGUUGAACCGUCAGCAGACCAUGGAACUUGGGCACCACAUUUUAAAGGCCCACAUUUUUAAGGGUUUUAGUAAAAAAACUGGAAUUUCUUCAAGUCACCUUCAAGCACUGUGGAUUGGGUACAGUACCGAUGGAUUGUCUGCUGCCCUCGCUUCUUUAAGAAAUCUUUACACCCCCAAUGUGAAGGUGAGCCGUCUCCUGAUCCUGGGGGGAGCCAAUGUGAAUUACCGGACAGAAGUGCUGAACAAUGCCCCAGUGCUGGGUGUCCAGGCCCACCUGGGCCAUGAAGAGAUGGUUACUCUCUUGUUGGAAUUUGGAGCCCGCCUAGAUGGGGUGUCAGAGAAUGGCAUGACUCCACUCUGCUAUGCAGCGGCCGCGGGGCACAUGAACAUCGUCUCCCUGCUCUGUAAAAGGGGUGCACAGACCGAUCACCUGGACAAGAAGGGCCAAUGUGCAUUAGUACACAGCGCUUUACGGGGACACUGUGACAUCCUGGAGUACUUACUGAACUGUGAUUGGGCAGCAAGUUCACAUCAACCAAACGCGAUAAGAAAAAGCCAGACGCUUCAACAGGCGUUGACGGCAGCUUCCAGCAUGGGGCACAGCCAGGUGGUCCAGAAGCUGCUGGGAGUGGAAAGGGAACAUGAAAUAGAAGUGAACAGCACAGACACGUUGUGGGGCGAAACAGCCCUGACGGCCGCCGCGGGACGAGGGAAGCUGGCAGUGUGCGAGCUGCUGCUGGAGCGUGGAGCGGCGGUGGCCCAGGCCAACAAGAGGGGUGUCCUGCCCCUGUUCUGUGCCGUGCGGCAGGGCCAUUGGCAGGAUGGAAUCUCCGGACCCCAGUGCGCCAUAGAGAUCGCCAGGCUCCUGUUGGAACACGGCUGUGAUGUGAACCUAAGUGACAAGCAGGGCAGGACUCCACUUCUGGUGGCUUCUUGCGAAGGGCACUUGGAAACCGUGGAGUUCCUGCUUUUGAAAGGGGCAGCUAUUUCUUCCUUGGAUAAAGAAGGGCUUUCGGCCCUGAGCUGGGCCUGUCUGAAAGGCCACCGGGAAGUCGUCCAGUAUCUGGUGGAGCAAGGGGCCUCGAUAGACCAGAUGGACAAGAACGGACGAACCCCCUUGGACCUGGCAGCGUUCUACGGGGAUGCUGACAUUGUGCUGUACCUUGUGGAGAAGGGUGCUGUCAUUGAGCACGUGGACAACAGUGGCAUGCGUCCCCUGGACAGAGCCAUUGGCUGCAGAAACACUUCAGUGGUGGUCACACUCCUACGGAAAGGAGCCAAGUUAGGAAAUGCAGCCUGGGCGAUGGCCACAUCCAAACCUGAUAUUUUGAUUAUACUUUUGCAGAAGUUAAUGGAGGAAGGAAAUGUGAUGUACAAAAAAGGGAAGAUGAAAGAAGCAGCCCAGAGGUACCAGUAUGCCUUAAGGAAAUUUCCUCGGGAAGGCUUUGGAGAAGACAUGAGAGCUUUCAACGAGCUGCGCGUUUCUCUCUAUCUCAAUCUGUCACGGUGCCGCAGGAAAACAAAUGACUUCGGCAUGGCUGAAGAAUUUGCUUCCAAGGCACUUGAAUUGAAACCGAAAUCCUACGAAGCCUAUUAUGCCAGAGCGAGAGCUAAGAGAAACAGCAGGCAGUUUGUGGCAGCGCUGUCUGAUUUGCGGGAGGCUGUGAAGCUGUGUCCCGCCAACCAAGAAAUCAAGAGGCUCUUGGCUCGGGUGGAAGAGGAAUGCAAACAGCUCCAGCGGGCCCAGCAGCAGAAGCAGCAGUGCCCUCCACCAGUCCUCCCCAACGACUCGGACAACGAGGAGGAGGCUGUGGACCCGGCAGUGAACGAGCACUUUGACCCCGAAGAGGCCGAAGAGGAAGAAGAGACGUCCCAGCGCGAGGACCCGUACCUGCCGGCCCCCAGGCCUCAGCGCGGUCCGGCCCCGUCCCUGUUCGGCAGAGCCCCCCAGGAGGGAUCGCAGCAGAAGGCGAGGCCCGCGUCGCCCCAGAAGAGGGCCGGGAGCAAGUACGCCAGGGAACCGGUUGCUCCGUCAGGCCUGGUCGUGCAACCCACCAAGCAGGCCCAGAUAGUGAAAACCAACCAGCACCUGACGACCGGCCAGACGGGCGUAAGGAGUGGAACGGGCCCUGGGGGCACAAAGAGCCCGGUCCCUUCGCAGAUUCUUCCGCCCAGUUCCUUGCCGGGCCGAUCUCCCGCAGCUCCGGCUAACUGUAGAAGCCAGCGUCCGGAGGGGACGGGCACUUUGGCCGCAGGCUCCAGCGCCGGCCCGUUCGGCGAGCGGCAGACCCCCGGCCAGAACGCCCACCUGCAGCGGGGUGACGCUGGGUCCACGCACCCUUUCCCAAACAACGUUAAGAACCCCGAGAGGUUAAAGGGCCACGUUCCCUUGGCCGUGGGCAUCGCCCCGUCCAGCCAGGGGCUUCCCGGGAACUGCAGUGAAGCGAGGCAUCCGGGGUCCUUGGCCAGUCCGUUCCCUUCCGGCCCGCCGGCCGGCAGCAUGAAAACGUCCAGCUCGACCCAUAGCUUAGCUUCCAGCGGCGGCUUUUCGGACAUCGCCAAGGCCCCCGGACCUGAUGCUCGAAUCAAAGAUAAGGCGGCUAAUCAGGCUCAGGGAGGUACGGCGGAGCACAGACCCCGCAACACCCCGUUCAUGGGCAUCAUGGACAAGACGGCGAGGUUCCAACAGCAGGGCAACCCGCCAAGCCGCGGCUGGCCCGGCCCGGGGGCCGAGGGCCUACUGAUAAACGCUUCUUCUGCAGCCGGUCUGCAGCCCUCGAACUGUGAACAGCUCCCUGUCAAACAGGCAGGUGGCUACAGUAGCCAAGCUAAAACUUGCGCUCCCGCUCCCGGGGGGAGCGUCCACAAUGGGACCCAGUCAAAAGAACCGGAGGAGAACAAAGGCCAAAAGCCCGGCCUUUGUCCCGACAGCAGGACGUCUAAAACGGUGUCUCACGCGUAUCCGGAGAAUAGCUCCAAAGCACAGGCUCACGUUGGUAAGGAAGCCCACCUGAGUCACAUCACUUCUACAAAGCCAAAGCGAUCUUUCAUAGAAUCGAAUGUCUGAGUCACACCUUGCACCGGGAUCAACCGUUUCUUCAAACGUAGAAUAAGUCACUUAUUGGUUCGUGCUGUUACUGAGAGGGGGGACAAUUUGUUGUAAAUUGGGGAUUUCUUUUUGACGGGGAACAUGUCCAUCACCCAGGGAUAGUGUGAAAAUAUGGGACAAAACCACUUUAUUGAGAAGCUAGACGAUCACCAAGAAUAGGAAUGUUAACUGGAAUGUCGUCGGUAGAAAGGGUUGCUCUGCAGACAGAUGUGGUUAGCAGUAUUGUAGUUUCACAAAGUGGGUGGUUUCGAAAGAGAUUCUUUCUCUUGCCAUCUCUUUUCAGUGGGAGGUCUCUGUUCAUAACUCUUUCUGCCGUAAGUACUUUCUCCUAGCCUUCUGAUAUAGUACAAAUCAGCUUUUGAAUAAGAAACAUAUCUUUUUCUCCCUGUCAGUGUUGGAUUCCCAGAGGUGGAAUGAACACUACAUAACAUUCAGGUCUGUAGACUGCUUCCUGAAAAGAUAAGAGUACUCUGUAUUUUCAGGUCCAUUUACAGGUUAAUUUGGGAUUGAUUUUGGCCGUGAGGGUCUCUUUGGAAGUCCCUUCAAGCUGAAUUCAUCCGUAAACAGCCAUGUUUGGUUUAGACGUGUAAAUAUUACUUAGAAUUGCAUGCAUUUUUAUAAAGCUUCAACCAUGCUGGUUAUUGCACUGAAUAAUAUAUUAUUAUUGGCAUGUUUAAUAGUAUACCAGUAACCGCACUUUACAUAGUUUAUUAUAAACACCUUUGAGGUGCUACUUUAGUCCAAGAUAAUGUUAUUGUUCAUCCAUGGAGAUAAGGUACAGGAAUGAAAUUUUUUCUUUUACGACGUUUUUAUAUGAAACAUGUUAUAUGUUGAGGAUAUUAAGAUGACAGUUUGAGGGAGAGGUGUAUGUGCAUUUGUUUUAUAUAGGAUGGGGCAUAAGAAAUUUAUUUUCCAGAGUUUGGGAGAAGAAAGUUCUAUAUUUGCAAGAGUGUUUUCAAAAUGAAUAGUUGUAAUGAAAUUCCUGUGAGCCUAAUUAAGGUUUGUUUUGUACAAGUUGGACUAUUCGGGUGUUAUUCUUCAGCAUCUGUUCCUGUGUGCAUACAGCGUAUACUUUGUAAAAACAGCCUUAUCCAUUUUUAUAAGCUCUGUUGAGUCUGCGUAUGAUUACUCUUGCUUAUUUAUUGUUUCCUGUUUCCUUCAGUAUUUGUACAAGUCUUAUUCUUUUGUUCUGUAGUUCUGUUUUUGGCACAGCUACUGUACUUUCCAUAUGGAAUAAAAACGAUUAAUGUAA